This is a messenger RNA of Tachysurus vachellii, 6585 nucleotides long. RefSeq names its product nuclear factor of activated T cells 3a (gene nfatc3a). Lineage: Eukaryota; Metazoa; Chordata; Actinopteri; Siluriformes; Bagridae. Gene Ontology annotation, molecular function: RNA polymerase II cis-regulatory region sequence-specific DNA binding; DNA-binding transcription factor activity, RNA polymerase II-specific; transcription factor binding. The record is from RefSeq and is a predicted model, not a curated record. Gene Ontology annotation, biological process: regulation of transcription by RNA polymerase II; calcineurin-NFAT signaling cascade; cytokine production. The transcript is spliced from 10 exons. Gene Ontology annotation, cellular component: transcription regulator complex. Bases 394 to 3546 code for a protein of 1050 amino acids.
GCGCUGUUAGUAAAAGUUGGGAUAGAGUGAGACGCGGAGCGCGCGCGAGAAAGAGAGAGAGAGAGAGAGAGAGAGAGAGAGAGAGAGAGAGAGAGAGAGAGAGAGAGAUUACAGUCUAUAGCGCUCAUUGCAAAGUUGUUUAGAAGAACAGCUGAACUCUGCAUGAACAUUCAACCUUGGAUACAGACAGAAAGAGAAAGACAGAGAGAGAGCGAGAGAGAAGGAGAGAAAGAGAGAGAGAGAGCGCGCGCGCGCUUUCGAAAAACUUGACACUCGGUGUGUUUCCAAAAUUCAGAAAGUUGAGCUGUUUUAUUCUGUACUUCAGUAAAUGUUGUGACAGUAAGGAGUGAGCCGGCGUGGAUCGACGGGAGAGAAGCCGAGCUGUCAAAGCCGAUGAGUAGUGCAGACUGCAGCGGGAAUGAGGAGCUGGACUUCAGGCUGAUCUUCGGUGAAGACGGUCAGCACCAGCCGCCGCCAGGCCCAGCAGAUCUGGAGCCGGAUGACACCACAUCGUUCUACAUUCUGAACGUGGGUCAGCCUCCAACAGUGGCGAACCAGACCUUAGGUGUCCAGAGGCAUGGAGUCCAGCCUCACUCCCAUCUCAUCUCUACGUCUCCUACGUUGCAGCCUCUUCACAAGCCCUUUGAGCACAGCUAUGAGUCCCCAGACUCUAAAUACCCUCCCAGUGGAGGUGGAGGAGGUGCAUGUAGGCCUCUCAAGGCCUUUGAAUGCCCAAGCAUCCAGAUCACCUCUAUCUCCCCAAGCUGCCAGCAAGAGCUCGAUGGGAAUGAGGCUGACCUUCGCUCCAAAGGUGUGGAUGGGGACUUCCACGAGCGGCCGCUGUCCCGGGACCACCUGUAUUUGCCCUUGGAUCAUUCAUACCGCGACUCAUCACUGAGCCCAAGUCCUUGCAGCAGCUUGUCAUCACGUAGCUGGUUCUCAGAUGCGUCAUCAUGCGAGUCCAUCUCGCAUGUGUACGACGACGUGGAUUCAGAGCUGAAUGAAGCAGCAGCACGUUUUACACUUGGAUCUCCUCUGGCUUCGCCACAGGGUGCCCCAUUGGAGGAGCAAUGGCAACAACAGCACCAUCACCACCACCAUCCUGGUUACACCCCAUCACUCUCCCACCCACACACCCACUCUCUCUCUCCACGUCAGUCACCAGGUCACUCACCACGUACCAGUGUGACUGACGAGAACUGGCUCAGCCCACGGCCACCUUCACGUCCAACCUCACGGCCUACAUCGCCUUGCGGCAAGAGGCGCCACUCCAGUGCCGAUAUCUGCUAUUCGGGUUCACCGCAUCACUCCCCAACACCAACCCCAGGCCCCUCCCCCAGGGGCAGCGUCACUGAGGACACCUGGAUCGGCAGUCCUAUAGAUAUGCCAUCCUUCCAGUGCUGCACCCCAGACCCUGACAUCCCGUCCAAAACCAGGAAGACAUCACAGGACUGUACAGCUAGCUUACAGACAACGAAAACCGAUCUCAGUCUGGACAAUUCAGGAAAUAUCUCACCGCUUCGUGAUUCGCCAGCGGAUGAAUCCAUGCACGGACUGAAAAAAGAUGGAGCUGGCGAGCAAUUCCUUUCGGUUCCUUCUCAUUUCACCUGGAACAAACCCAAACCAGGACACACACCUAUUUUCAGGACGUCCUCCUUGCCCCCCCUGGACUGGCCCUUGCCGAGUCAGUACAAUCAGUAUGAGCUGAAGAUCGAAGUGCAUCCUAAAGCCCACCACCGGGCGCACUACGAGACCGAGGGCAGCCGAGGAGCCGUCAAAGCAGCCUCCGGCGGACACCCUGUCGUCAAGCUCAUCGGCUACAACGAGAAGCCCGUAAAUCUGCAGAUGUUCAUCGGGACGGCAGACGACCGCUAUUUAAGACCGCACGCUUUCUACCAGGUUCACCGCAUCACAGGCAAAACGGUGGCCACAGCGAGCCAGGAAAUCAUGAUCGCUAGCACCAAGGUCCUGGAGAUUCCUCUCCUUCCUGAGAACAACAUGUCUGCCAGUAUUGACUGUGCCGGGAUUUUAAAGUUAAGGAACUCUGAUAUCGAGCUGAGAAAAGGUGAGACGGACAUCGGGCGGAAAAAUACCAGAGUGCGUGUGGUUUUUCGGGUUCAUAUCCCACAACCCAAUGGAAGAGUUCUGUCUAUACAAGCUGCCUCGAUCCCUGUGGAGUGCUCCCAGCGCUCAGCACAGGAGUUACCUCAGGUGGAGAAGUUCAGUUUGAGCAGUUGCCCAGUCAGUGGAGGAGAGGAAAUGGUCAUCACAGGUUCAAACUUCUUCCCUGAGUCUAAGGUCAUCUUCCUGGAGAAAGGCCCUGAUGGGCGACCACACUGGGAGGUGGAAGCCAAGAUCAUUCGGGAGAAGAGUCAAGAGUCAAGCAUUGUAGUGGAAGUUCCACCGUACCACAGCAAGAGCAUAACCUCUGCAGCGCAGGUUCAGUUCUAUGUGUGCAACGGAAAGCGGAAAAGGAGCCAAUCACAACGUUUCACCUACUUGUCAGUCCUAGUUAAACAGGAGCACCGAGACGAUUUGGACCCCCCUACUGUGCCGCCGAUGCCCAUACCCCAUGCACAUGCUGUUGGUCUGGUUCGUUCUCCGGUCCUGUCGUCCCCGGACCACUCGCAUUCACAGGACGGGCUUCUGCCUGGCUCCCCACAUGGACUGGCCCCCUCCCUGCACCCUCUCCAGACACCCUGUGCUCCUCUUCACUCACCUAACUUCUCUCACCUGCCUCGCCUCCAGGCCCUUCACCCACCUCCUGAAUGCCAGAUGCCCUUCCAUCCAGGCAGUGUGCCCCCCUCCAGGCCGACCUACCCCCCUCUUCAGCACAACCUAUCGUUCAAUGGCCAAGCCAAUCUACCUGGAGCCAGCUCUCAGGCAUAUGAGCGUGUGCCCUUCCAACCAGAGCCAGUUGGGUGCCACCCUUUGGGAAUGGGCAUGGUGUAUGGCUCACCAGUUUCAGCUCCUGCCUCUGGAACUGGCUCUUCAAGCCCCAGCCACUCUUCUCCUCAACUCCACUCCCUUGGCUAUCACUGUGCCACCCCUGCUCAGGUGACCUCGCCCACUCAUUCCCUCGGUCAACCUGGAAUGCCACUCCAGCGCUCGCUCAGCUACCAUCCAGUCGGGCAACGUUCGGCCUCAUGCCCAACCCCCUCCAACGUCCCUGUCCGAAUGAUACCCCAACCCCACUCGGGUCCAUCCUCUCCUCAGCUGCAUUCGCUGCCCUACCAGUCACCCACCUCAUCUUCUCCCACCAGCAGCCCUCUGGGUGCCCAGCCCUCACCCCAAGCUAACAGUCCUGUCAUGACAUGUAUUCCCACCACAGGACCCAUGGUGCAUCCACUGGCACGGCAACAAGGCCCGUUUACCAGCGACGGAGAGCAGCUGAACAUCAAGCAAGAACCAGAGGACAGAGAACUCACGUUCCGCUCUAUAGGCCUGCAGGAUAUUACACUGGAUGAUGUAAACGAGAUCAUCGGCAGAGACAUGUCUCAGGCUCCAGGGGUUCAUGGAUCCUCAAGCACGCUGGGACCCUCGUAGCCCAUUGCCCUCUGCACUUGUCUGUACGGCAGCACGUCUGUGAGUCCCGGCGAGCUCUGGACUCGAGAGACGCAGACAGACGCGGCGCUUCCAUCCACACGCAUCUUUUCAAACGAGACCAGACCCAGCCAGAGAAGAUCUACUGAUGCUGACAUUCAUUCAACCAACCAAGCAUCACAGCAUUCACAAACCAAGUUAUAAAGAAGAUAUUCAGGAGAAAACUAAGCGAUCAAACAAAAACACGCUGGACAAUGUGGCUACAAAUAAUAAACAGUUCAUCUCUUUCUCUCUCUCAGCUUCUUCUCGCAGUAGUUCUCAGGCACUUUUUGUUUUCUUUGGAUCAGCCAUCUAAUGAAAAGAGCAAUCUAUGCAGCCCAGAAUGAAUAUGCAAUACAACCAACAUCACACAGACCAAAUGUAGCAUAACAUAUGUAGAUGCUUUGCUCUGGAUCUUGGGUCAGAUUGGAUGGAAAAUGGAACUCAAGAGGUCUUUCGAUUAUCGCUGAUGCUGCCUCUUGAAAUCAGCGUGAUCUCAGCGGCGCCCUCUGGACUACGUGCUGCUGAUGUGCUAAAGAUAUGCAACAUUCCACACUUUUCGAGUCUUUUUUCGCCUCUUCAGGUUGAACAAAUGCCUUAUAAGCCUAGCAGCUUGGAUUGACUGAAAAAAAUAGCUUUUAAUAGAGACAUUAUAACAAUAACGUUAUAUUGUUAUGGGUUUUUUUUUCUAAAUUUUGUUUUUCAUAAAGCUGAAUUCUGUGCCGAAGACACAGUUCAAGUUUGCGUGUUUUGCAUUUCAAGUUCUAGCGUGCAGCAAAGCGUGUAACAUUUACAAACGCAAUACAGCUGAACUCCAUCGUGUAGGAUCCGUACUCCGCACAGGACAUCCAUAGCACUGUAGAAAGUUAAGUCUAACUUGGAGCGUCUGAGACGUCGAGAGAAUCUGUCGUAUUGUCGGUGUGCUAGCUGAUACUCCCGUGUGCCUUUCAAAUGACAAUCAUGCUCAGAUAUAGAAGAAACCAUGCACAUCUAUUCAGUAUGGCGGCCAUAUUGCCCUGGUUAGAAAUGCUGCUUUCAGACUACGGAUUUUUUUUAUGUUCUACAGCAUAACCAUAGCCUUAUGUUUAUACUAGCAAGCAUCAGGUAGACAGACAUUUCCUAUGUACAUUUACAACAUGGAGAUACAGUUUCACCACCAACACCAGUGUUGGCAACAAAUGCUAAUUAGUUAUGAUGUGGUAAAGCAACAAAUCCAAACAGCGGGCUCGAAUGAUUCAUCGGAACAACUCUACAGCAAGCAUGGUCCGUCGUUGUCCAGUUACCUUAGCACCAUUUACUGAUGUAUGUUUGCUUUCAAACUAAUUAGUGCAUAAAUAAUUAGCUUUAUUAAGCUAUGACACCGGUUUCAGUCCUAGUGGAUACUCAGAGAAACCACAACGGACACUUGCUAGUGCAAACGUAGGGUUGAAAACAUUGAUACCGGUUUGGGUUACUGUUUUUGUUCAAAAACGAAGGUUGAUGGUUAUGAUAUCUCUAUACAUUUGACUAGUCUACCAGCAUGUCAUGUAGAUGCCUCUCUGAAGGGAGAAAAACCCGUGGUGUGAAAGCAGCCAACCUGCAUUUUGACAAUCAGCAGCUCAGUGUUGCAGGAUAUGAAGUUAUACAAAGCCGUUAAUAUUUUUUUUUUUUUACCAAUUUCCAGAAAAAUAAAUAUAAAAAAAUCCAAUUUCACCCCCAAACCCAAAAAAAGAAGCUAGAUCGUAAACAAAGCAAAUGAAAUCAGUGUUUGAGGUUACUUACAAAAACGUCAGAUUUGCUUAAGUUUUUUGAUAGUGAGCAUUGGGUGCUAUCUCUGUAAGAAAUGUGUUUUUAAUUAGCUGCGUAGCUGAAGGUUUGAAUGAAAGAAAUCUGUGAAGAAUUUGUACCGGGUCCCUGCCUUAAAAAAAUAGACAGUAAUAACUCUUGUAUGUAUAUUUUAUCUAUUUUAAAGAGACUGGUGGUGACUGUUGUUAGAAAUUGAAAACAUUAAAAACAAAAAAAAGGACAAAAAAAAUUUGGGAAGAAAAUUUUGCUAUGCACUAAAACCUGCCUGUUGCCUUUUGACAAAAUAAACGAUUAGAAAACGCACACCUUGAUGCCUCUAGACGUAGAGCAGCUUAAAUAUAGAGCAGCAUAAUGCCAGAUAUUCUUUCUUCAUAUCAGAGCUGUGUGCGCGCCUGCUUGGUAGAGGACUAAAGUGUAAGUUUGUAAGCAUUUUAACAUUUGUAGACAACUGUUUUUAUUUUAUUCUUUUCCAGUCUCAGCAGUGAGAAGGCACACGGAUAGAUGCAUUUAGGCUAUGCAAAGGCAGACAGCAAGAAGUCAGGGCAAUACCUGGCAAGAAAUCAAAGAAAAAAAUAUAUGUUUGUUAGCCAGCUCUUGUAUAUACGUGUGUGCGUGCGUGUGCGCGUGUAUGUGUGCGUUUACCAGUAGUGACAAUUGACAUCAAUGCCACUUUUGAUUAUUUAAUUAAAACUAUCAAAUCUACAGUAGAAACGCCUUAAACUUGUAUUUGAUUCACAGAUGUUUGACAGUUCUAGUUUGAUUUAGGAAUAGCUCUUAAACUCAUCUGUAGAAGGAGGGCAAGACGAAAAACAGGCCGUACGCCAGAAAAGCAUCGACUUUUGUCCUGUUCUUCAAACCAAAGACCGAACAACGUGUUCCUGUUUUACAGACAGAUGACAAACAUAGACUCUAAAACUCUAUUUUUGAUACUUUGAAAAAGAUGGAUGUCAUUCCGAAAGUUGGGGGGAAAUAUAAACACAUUUUGUAAAAUAAAAGGGAAAUACAGGUUUUGCUGCUGUUUACAGAGCCUUGUAUUGUCAUUUCAUGUAAAUUUUGUAUUUUAAACAUUUUUUUUGUAAUUUUUAAGACUGCAGUGCUUUUUUUGAAAUUAUCCAAAGGGAAUAAAGUUGCAUUGUAGGCUCUUCUGAUGUAGUGUAUCAAUAAAAUGAUGGGGAAAAAAGCGGACCAGUUACUUUUCUUUGAGUGAAAAUUAUUGUU